Lactuca saligna is the source of this 1715-nucleotide messenger RNA. The record is from the annotation of a GenBank genome assembly. Lineage: Eukaryota; Viridiplantae; Streptophyta; Magnoliopsida; Asterales; Asteraceae.
CAACCACAACAAGUUGAAGAGCUAACAUGACAUUAGCCCGAACUAAAAUUAACAUAAUACGAUCCAAUUUGCUAUGCAAAAGAGGUAGGAGGAUAAUCACAAGGGAUAAAGGCAAAAACCUCUUGGAAAUGUCGUCUCUAAACCGUGUCUGACAAAAUCAACCCUGUUGCUGUCGUAAAUCAGAACCUUCCAUUCUCGUCAAACCAAAACCAGAUCUGUUUUCUUCUCUAGACUUUCCUCCCUAAACGCCCCUUUAGAUUUUCCAUCCCAAUCUCCCCCAGUUUUGCAGAAAGAUCGAUGGGUUUAUCAUUAAGCAGCAACAGAAGAAGAAACAACCAUUAUCCCCAUCAACACCCACCUUCUGCCGACCCUUAUUCUGCACCACAAUAUAUUUACUCUGCUCCUCAACCGCCACUACCACCGCCACCGCCGCCACCACCGGCACUCCCACUGCCCACGCCCCCAGUGUUCCACCCCUACGAUGCCAGUAGUUACCCUAAUAACGCCUUGAAUGUCAGGCCCAAUUUUUGGUCUUAUAGUCAACAGCAAGCAAAUUACAAUUACGGGUGGGCGCCACAAAUGCGUCUACCUUCAAUGAUGCCGGCUCCACCACCUCAGCCUCCGCCAGCGUAUGUCGAGCAUCAGCAGGCAAAGAAAGUUAAGAGUCAUGUUAACGUGCAUAAGGAUACAUUGAAGGUUGAAAUCGAUGAGGAGAAUCCUGAUUGUCAUUUAGUUUCCUUCGUGUUUGAUGCGAUGUUUGAUGGGAGCAUGACAAUCUACUACUUUGCAAAAGAAGAGUCCGAAUGCAAGUUUUCCCCAUUAUACCCCGAAGCAUUUCUACCUGUAAAAGUCCCAUUUUCAAAGGGCCCCGGACAAAAAUUCAGACAACCACCAGGGACUGGAAUUGACUUUGGAUUCUUUGAAUUGGAUUCCCUUUCAAAACCAUCAUCCGGGGAAUCCAUAUUUCCACUUGUAAUAUGUGCAGAGACGAUUUUACCCUUGUUAUCUCCCAAUCAACAUCUUUAUGAUCCCUUACCAACUACAACCCCUACCCCUACCCCUCACAUGCAAAUCACACAAGCUGUUUUGGAGAAGAACAAUGGGGAUGGUUUUAAAGUUAAAGUGAUAAGACAGAUUUUGUGGAUUGAUGGAAUUCGUUAUGAGUUGCGUGAAAUCUACGGAAUCGGAAUUGGACAUUCCGAUGAGAGUUUUGAUAAUACGGGGUCUGGAGAAGAAUGUGUUAUAUGUAUGACAGAACCUAAGGAUACUGCUGUUCUUCCAUGUAGGCAUAUGUGUCUAUGUAGCGAGUGUGCUAAGGCAUUGCGAGUUCAAUCAAACAAGUGUCCAAUUUGUCGUCAACCUAUCGAAGAACUAAUGGAGAUCAAAAUUAGUACAGUUGAUCGUUGAUAUAUCUUUUUUUUUUUUCUUAUUAAUGAAUCAAGAAUCACAUGUUACAAAGUAUAUUCUUUUCCUCUUGUCCAAUCUUGUGAUGUAGUUAAUGUUAUAAUAUUUGUGUAAAAGCUGUUAUUUUUCUCCUUGGGUAAUAAUUCAUGUAUAGAUAUCAAACCAUGGUUUCUUCCUUUUCUUCUUGGGCUUGCUUUUCUUUUUCUUUUUCUUUUCCUUUGAUGAUGUAACACAAUUGAUUUAAGUUUGGUAUCUUUUUUAAAAACAAGGGUUCAAUUGUCAGCCAACUUUGUAUGAGUUUUAAUUUCAAU